This is a messenger RNA of Rattus norvegicus (Norway rat), 3732 nucleotides long. The record is from RefSeq and is a predicted model, not a curated record. NCBI's taxonomy places the organism in Eukaryota, Metazoa, Chordata, Mammalia, Rodentia, Muridae.
GAAGCUGGCUCGGGAAUGUCUUGGGCUGAGCUGCUGUUCGGAGAAGGGACCCUGGCAGCCUUCUGGAGAUCCAGAGACAAAGAUGAGCCAGAAGUGGAGACUGGGAUCACCACGCAGCAGAAUAAGCCUGCACGGCACCCAGAAGAGGUUGCUGAGCCCCGGGCCAUGGUCCCCUCUCGCAGGACGUGGAACUUGGGAGCCACGCCUUCACUUCGGGGCCUGUGGAGAGUGGGCCGGGUCCAGGAGCCCAAGCCUGGGAUGGCUCGCCCCGCCCCAGCCAGCCCAGCCGCCCGCCCUUUCCCACACACCGGCCAGGGGAGGUUGAGAACUGGGCGUGGAAAAGAUACCCUACCUGGUGGCGAGGAAGACUCCACUUCCCGGUCUGCAGCUCGCCCGUCUCUUGCUCAGUGCCGAGCCCUCAGCGUGGACUGGCCUGGCCCUAGGAGUCCCCAUAGACUCUACCUGACAGUGCAGCAGGCCCUGCAGGACAAGGGGUGCGAGAGCAAGAGUCAGGGGACGAAAGAAGACAGACUCCCGAAGAGGCAGGCGCCGGCCCCCAGGCGGGACCGGGAGGCCCCAGAAGCUGGUGGUACCAUGAAUGUAGAAAAACCAGGUGGGCGGCUCCUUGGCAUCGGGAGGUGCUCAAGCCUGUCCGGGUCACCAGGCCCAGACCCCGUGGUACAUAGGACCGUGGAGGCCAUGUCCCAGCUUCAGGAGGAGCUGGUAGUCCUUCGGGAGAGGCUGGCCCUCCAUGACAGUGACCGGCAAGCCACAACCACCCAGCUGCAGAACCAGGUGGAGAAUCUAAAGGAAAAGCUCAUUAGCCAGGCCCAGGAAGUGAGCCGACUGCGAUCAGAACUGGGGGGCACCGACGUGGAAAAGCACCGGGACAGACUGAUGGUGGAGAAUGAGCAGCUGAGGCAAGAGCUGAGGCGCUGUGAGGCGGAGCUUCAGGAGCUUCGGGCACAGCCGGUGGUGCCCUGCCAGGGUUGCGAGCACAGCCAGGAGAGCACCCAGCUCCGGGACAGGUUAUCCCAGCUGCAGCUGGAAGUGGCCGAGAACAAGGGCAUGCUGUCGGAGCUGAACCUGGAGGUGCAGCAGAAAACCGACCGGCUGGCAGAGGUAGAGCUGCGGCUCAAGGACUGCCUGGCUGAGAAAGCACAGGAAGAGGAGCGACUCAGCCGGCGCCUGCGUGACAGCCACGAGACCAUCGCCAGUCUGAAGGCCCAGUCCCCACCUGUUAAGUAUGUCAUCAAGACAGUGGAGGUAGAGUCGUCCAAGACCAAGCAGGCCCUCAGCGAGUCCCAGACCCGGAACCAGCACCUGCAGGAGCAAGUGGCCAUGCAGAGGCAGGUGCUUAAGGAGAUGGAGCAGCAGCUGCAGAACUCGCAUCAGCUGACAAUACAGCUGCGGGCUCAGAUUGCCAUGUAUGAGGCAGAGCUGGAGCGGGCGCACGGGCAGAUGCUGGAGGAGAUGCAGUCCUUGGAGGAAGAUAAGAACCGGGCCAUUGAGGAGGCCUUUGCGCGGGCCCAGGUGGAGAUGAAGGCUGUACACGAGAACCUGGCAGGUGUCAGGACCAACCUGCUGACGCUGCAGCCUGCGCUGAGGACCCUCACCAACGACUACAAUGGGCUCAAGCGCCAGGUGCGGGGCUUCCCCCUGCUGCUGCAGGAGGCUCUCCGGAGUGUCAAAGCUGAGAUUGGCCAGGCCAUUGAGGAGGUCAACAGCAACAACCAGGAGCUGCUGCGCAAGUACCGCCGGGAGCUGCAGCUGCGCAAGAAGUGCCAUAACGAGCUGGUGCGGCUGAAGGGAAACAUCCGGGUGAUUGCCCGAGUCCGGCCAGUCACCAAGGAGGAUGGGGAAGGACCUGAGGCAACCAAUGCUGUGACCUUUGACCCUGAUGAUGACUCCAUCAUCCACCUGCUGCACAAGGGCAAGCCUGUGUCCUUCGAGCUGGACAAGGUCUUCUCCCCGUGGGCGUCCCAGCAGGAUGUGUUCCAGGAGGUGCAGGCCCUCAUCACCUCCUGCAUCGAUGGCUUCAAUGUCUGCAUCUUUGCUUAUGGCCAGACAGGCGCCGGCAAGACGUAUACAAUGGAGGGCACCCCCGAGAACCCAGGCAUUAAUCAGCGGGCCCUGCAACUGCUCUUCUCAGAGGUGCAGGAGAAGGCGUCCGACUGGCAGUACAACAUCACCGUCAGUGCAGCUGAGAUCUACAACGAAGUCCUCAGGGACCUGCUGGGGAAAGAGCCUCAGGAGAAGUUGGAGAUCCGACUGUGUCCAGAUGGCAGCGGCCAGCUGUAUGUGCCAGGGCUGACUGAGUUCCAGGUGCAGAGCGUGGAUGAUAUCAACAAGGUGUUUGAGUUUGGCUACAACAACCGCACCACCGAGUUCACCAACCUGAAUGAACACAGCUCACGCUCCCAUGCUCUGCUCAUUGUGACGGUGAGAGGCGUGGACUGCAGCACAGGCCUCCGCACCACGGGGAAGCUGAACCUGGUGGACCUGGCUGGCUCCGAGCGUGUAGGGAAGUCGGGGGCUGAAGGCAACCGCCUGCGAGAGGCACAGCACAUCAACAGGUCACUGUCUGCCCUGGGGGACGUCAUCGCUGCCCUGCGUUCUCGACAGGGCCAUGUGCCCUUCCGUAAUUCCAAACUCACCUACCUGCUGCAGGACUCACUCAGUGGUGACAGCAAGACCCUCAUGGUGGUACAGGUGUCCCCAGUGGAGAAAAACACCAGUGAGACUCUGUACUCCCUCAAGUUUGCUGAGAGGGUUCGCUCUGUGGAGCUGGGCCCUGGGUCCCGCCGUACAGAGCUAGGUUCCUGGUCAAGCCAGGAGCAUCUAGAGUGGGAGCCAGCUUGCCAGACACCACAGCCUACAGCACGAGCCCACUCUGCCCCUGGCUCUGGGACCAGUAGCCGCCCGGGAUCCAUCCGAAGGAAACUGCAGCCGUCAGAAAGGGAGGAAACAGCCUUGAGCCAGGCCUGGCGGCUUCAACCUAUAAUCUCAACUACUCGGGAGACUGACACAAGAGGAUUCAAGUCUGAGGACAGCCUGGUCGAUACAGUCUCCAAACAGUCUGAGAAAAGAGGGAAGUUGAGGCCAGUGCCUGUGUGAAGAUGUGCCUCGAUGCCAGGCCUGGACCUGGGUGGGCCCUCUGGCCUGGCUACCUGCUGUAACACCCACCAUGAAUCCAGGAGAUGGAGGCUCUCCCGUCCUGCUCUUCCUCAGAGAUAAGAAACAUGUUCAGAAGGAAGCGAGUCUCUGUGUGGCUCUGGGCACCCAAGCAUGGGGCUUCUCUGGAAGGGCAGGGAUGGCACUCUGCCUGGUGGUAGGCCAAGGGCGUGGGAAUGUAGCCCUUGCAGGGAGGGUGGGCCCUCUCCCCCACCUGGCCCUUGGGCUGAGGUGUUCUUACUAGUGGAGGGAGGCUUGAGGAACCGGUUGGGGAGAGCAAGAGCAUCUCUAGCUACCCUCCUGAGGAGGGGAGCCCUUUUAGGGCAUGUAUAUAAUGUUCCUAGGUGUACAUAAAAGUCCUUACCCUGUUAGGGGUCUGGGCUAUAUUUAUGGCUGGCAGAGGCCAGUGUGGAAGGGCUGGGUUCGGCUCAUCUGCCUGACACCAGGCACUCCCUGCCCACUGAUUCUCAACAUGUUCCUCUCCCUAAAUCCUAUUUAAGAACUUUUGGAAGCUUAGCCAUUUUUACUUAUUAAAAUGAACGUCUUUUUACACAAGCA